Molecule: messenger RNA, 3127 nt
Organism: Labrus mixtus (cuckoo wrasse)
Lineage: Eukaryota; Metazoa; Chordata; Actinopteri; Labriformes; Labridae
Product: phosphofurin acidic cluster sorting protein 2
Exons: 25
Coding region: 159-2948 (929 amino acids)
Biological process (GO): protein localization to plasma membrane
Molecular function (GO): transmembrane transporter binding
Source: RefSeq, a predicted model, not a curated record
GAGCAGCAUCUCCGGUCAGAGUGAGGAGCAGCCUCAGUGUAAGAGGAGCAGGGAGUCUGGAGGAGCUGGAGCAGGAGUAGGAGCAGGCAGCACAGUUCAGCGGCUCCUCCCGCGUUCGUCCCACACUCAGCUAGUGCUGCUCCCCGGCAGAGGAGGUGAUGAUGGCGGCGGCUGUAGAGAGAGGAGGCGUCCGGGCCGCUUUCCUGAACCCGAGCAGCGGCGGCGGCGGAGGACCAGCACCGACUACCCUCCCGACCGGAGGGUUGGCCGGGGCUGUGGUGCUGGGCUCCGGCAGCAUGCCCGUGCCCAUGAACCUGUUUGCGACCUGGGAGAUAGACCGAUCAUCCCCAAGCUGCGUGCCGAGACUCUGCAGCCUCACUCUGAAGAAGCUGGUCGUCCUCAAAGAACUGGAUAAAGAGCUCAACUCUUUGAGUAUCGCUGUCAAAAUACAGGGCUCCAAACGUCUCCUGAGAUCAAAUGAGUACGUGCUCCCUCCCAGUGGACUGAUGGAGACGGACCUGGAGCUCACAUUCUCACUACAGUAUCCACACUUUCUAAAGAGGGAUUCCAACAGGCUGCAGAUCAUGUUGCAGAGGAGGAAACGCUACAAGAACCGAACCAUCCUGGGCUACAAGACGUUGGCUGUGGGCAUCAUCAACAUGGCCGAGGUGAUGCAACACCCGACAGACGGAGGACAGAUCCUGGGUCUCCAUAGCAACGUGAAGGAGGCCCCGGUGCGUGUGGCUGAGAUCAGCGUGUACUCUCUGUCGAGCCAGCCCAUCGACCACGAGGAUGGCAGUGGGCAGGCCGGACGCAAGACCAAAACCUCAGAUCGCUCCCCAGACAUGGACAACUACUCCGAGGAGGACGACGACAGCUACUCGUCGGAGCAGGAAGCCAGUGAUGACGCAGUCCAUGGACAGGAUCUUUACGACGAAGACGACGAGGUGAGGAAGCCGAAGAAACCCCGGAGGAAAAUGAUCCGAACCACCUCCAUGACCAGGCAACCGAACUUUAAGCAGAAGUUUGUGGCCUUACUGAAGAGGUUCAAGGUCACAGAUGAGGUCCUGGACUCUGACCCCGUGGACCAGACGCAGGAGGUGGAGGAGGAUCUGGACUUACUCUACGACAGCCUGGAGGUUUACAACCAGAGCGACAGCGGCCCGGAGAUGGAGGACAACGAGAGCGUCCUGAGCACGCCCAAACCCAAACUCAAGCCGUUUUUCGAGGGGAUGUCUCACUCCAGCUCGCAGACGGAAAUUGGAAGCAUACACAGCCAGAAGAGCGCGCAGAGAGAGCUGUCAUGUCCUAGUGGCGAGUUCCUGACCGUGGAAAGAUGUAAAAUACAAGGAGCCCGGUAUCAAGACGACAUCGUGGCAGACACCACAGUUGGGGAGCCGGAGACUGACGACAGCGGGCCGGGACCGGGGGAGGUGAGCAGCUGGGACGUCAACACUGAGCGGAUGACCAGCACUGUUGGCAAGCUCUGCAAGACAGAGUCCCAGAACCACAUGUCUCCCAGUAAAGUGGAGAACAGGCUGCAGAGGCGUCCUCGCAGCACCUCCAUGAAAGACAGACAGAACUCGAAGGCUCAGAGUGACAGGACCAGCAGCAUGGAGAGCGAGUGCUCCCCUGACUCCCGGCUCAUCGCUCAGGUCCCCAGGAAGUCUGUGUACGACCAGCUGAACCAGAUCCUCAUCUCUGACGAACGCCUCCCAGAGAGCAUCAUCCUCAUCAACACCAUGGAGUGGCAAGGACAGUACGUUGCCGAGUUGCUCCAUGAACAGGCCCAGCCCAUUGUGUCCACCUGCUCUGCUGCCGAUGUUCAGGCUGCCUUCAACACCAUCGUGACUCGAAUCCAGAGAUUCUGUAACUGCAACGCACAGACACCGCCGACGAUGAAGGUGGCAGUGGCAGGUGACCAGAGUUACCUCAGCACCAUCCUGAGGUUCUUUGUGGAGCAGCUCGCCAACAAGACGCCCGACUGGCUCAGCUACAUUCGCUUCCUGGUGAUACCCAUCGGUUCUCAUCCUCUGGCAAAGUACGUGGCCUCGUUCGACAGCCGGUUCAACAACAUCUUCAUGGACACGGCAUGGAGGGAGCUGUUCUGCAGGACGGAGCGGCCCGCCUCAGAUAACAUCGACGUAGCAGGACGGGUGGUGCAGUAUCUGGCCGGUGCCAACGUGUCCCACCAGUUCCCCAUCUCGGAAGCCAUGCUCACCUACAAACAGAAGAGGAAAAGGAGUUUGUAUUUUGAUUUUUACAUCAGCCCCGACGAGGACUCCUGUCAGAAGUUUGUGCCGUUUAUCGGGGUCGUGAAAGUUGGGAUUGUGGAGCAGAGCCUCUCGACUUCAGUUGACUCAGACGAUGCAAUGGGAGGCAACACGAGCAUCUUGUCCUCCCCGACGCCCCCAUCGGCUGGUCCGUAUGGGAAGGAGAUCGGUGGCACGCCCCCGCAGUCUCCCUCCGUGUCCACGGCCCUCUCAGGAGCUGGCUCUCCGUGUUCGGGCAGCGAGGUGAUGGGGCUGCAGGUGGACUACUGGACGUGGCAGGGUCCAGAGAAGAAGAAGGAGGGCGAGAAGAGGGACGUGGGGCUGAAGAACACCCUGAAGAGUAACUUCAGGUCUCUGCAGGUCAGCCGCCUGCCCUGUGGAGGGGAGCUCACCCCCCCACCCAGCAUGGCCAUGACCGUGGUCACCAAGGAGAAGAACAAGAAAGUGAUCUUCCUGAGUAAGAAGCCGAAGGAGAAAGAGCUGGACUCUAAGAGCCAAGUGAUCGAUGGAAUCAGCAGGUUGAUCUGCACCGCCAAACACCAGCACACCAUGCUGAGAGUCACCAUCGAUGGAGUCGAGUGGAACGACGUGAAAUUUUUCCAGCUCGCUGCCCAGUGGCCGACACACGUCAAGCACUUCCCGGUGGGAAUCUUUGGUUACACCAAACCCGUGUGACCCCGGCUGACCCCCCCGCUCGCCACCCGCCCUCACGACUCUCCGCUGCACUUGUCUCACCGAGAGGCUCCAGAGAAUGAGAAGAGACGCCGACGGGCCCGGCAGUACUAGUUUUCCUGUGGAAAUCUUACUGACUCUCAGCGGCGUGUUCAUAAAGGAUGUUGGUGUUGUCAACUCGA